Trematosphaeria pertusa is the source of this 1926-nucleotide messenger RNA. RefSeq lists its product as uncharacterized. The transcript has 3 exons. Bases 162 to 1802 code for a protein of 546 amino acids. The record is from RefSeq and is a predicted model, not a curated record. NCBI's taxonomy places the organism in Eukaryota, Fungi, Ascomycota, Dothideomycetes, Pleosporales, Trematosphaeriaceae.
GAAUUAUCCUUGCUCUGAACAAGUCCUGCAGGAGCCUUUGGCACAGCGGCCCAGAGAGCACGAGCACCUCAACUACUCAUUCGGCAGCUCUGAGCUUACAUGAUGCCUUGGGGGAAGAAUUCGCAGAACUAGACUCAAAUAACGAACCAGCCUCGCCGAGCAUGCCUGAGGUCUCAUCUACCACAGGAGAAGGCGCAGCAAGCGCUGUCGCCGUCGAAACGGCUGCACCAGAGGUCCAACCGGCUUCACCUUUCAUUGUCGACAACAUGAGGAACAUCGAUGACCACGGGGGAUCCGAAUUGCGUCGCCGUCAGUUGAGAUCUGGCAAUGACUCUAUCGAAGGGGCCUCAGAGGACAAUGCGCAGGAUGGUUCUCAUGCAGCGUCUCACCCAGAUCCCAGUAGUCCAUCGGAAGGACCCGAAGACCGUCACCGAUAUCAGGCCCGCUCUGUCGAGUCUACCGAAGGGGGAAGCCAUGCCCCAGGCACUGGCAAUUUCUCUGAGAACUUCAACUUCAACCAGCCCCAGAGCAAGGGGAAAGCGCGGGUGGAGUCGAUCGUGUCGCCUUUGGACCAGCAGCUGCCUGGCCCAGCACGUGAUAUCGGGCCGCUUCAACCCCCAAGUCUACCUUUGCGGAACCCACGUCGUUUAAUGUCCCUAUUCACUCGAUCCUCGCCUCCGGAAGAGCAGGCACAUAAGCCUCCACCGGAAUCUGGGCCUGCUACGAUCGCACCUUUUGCUGACAUUACUCCCGAGUCUGGUACCAUUGGGGCGAUACUGCAGAUGCUGCUGUCCAAACUGGUUCCCAGGCCCGAUGCUUUAUAUGAUGAGAGGGCCUACAGAGCACGAGAGUGGUGCGACAUGACUUGGAUGCCCGAAGUGAUCAUCAAUACGUGCCAGAACACGCUCACUAAGCAAUGGACACGAAAAAUACCCUUGGUUCAGCUGUACCCACCUGCGUUCACUGCUUGCUGGCAGUUGACGGACAUUGUCAAUGAGGUCGCCUCCAUGGCUGCCAGCAGGCUCGAAAUAUUCGAGUUCUGCUCUGGUAGCGGGGGUCCAACACCUGUGUUCGAGCGGCUUAUCAACCGAGAUCGGGCAAGCAAAGGCGAAGAGCCCCUUCAGUUCACGAUUUCUGAUCUCCACCCUAACCCCAAGGCGUGGAUGGAGCAUACAGCGAGCUCGAAACAUUUGCGGGUCAUCGAUUACCCAAUCGACGCCGCUGAUCCUCCGACCGUUGCUAUGAGCAGCGGUGCCGCUGGAAGAAUAUCCUUUGCAGACGACUCGAAGCGCAUAUUCCGUUUAUUCAAUCUCUCGUUCCAUCAUUUCGACGACGAGGCAGCUAAGAAGAUACUGCGGAGUACCAUGGACACCGCCCACGCUAUCACAAUUAUCGAGCUACAGGACCGUCGUCGAAAAUGCAUGUUUAUGAUGUUGCUCAGCUUCCUCCCAGUCUUGGUACUUACGCCCAUCUGGUUCUCUCUCUUUGAAGAAGGCUGGAGGAAGAAGCUUAGGAACCUCCGCCAGAUUGCUCUUACCUUCUUUCCCGUCUGGCUCAUCUUAGUAUGGGACGGUCUCGCGUCGUGUCGACGUACUCGCGAAUUCGAAGAGUUCGUAGAGCUUGUGAGCGCUGCAGCAGAAGAAGAAAGCCCAUCCCCUAUCAGAGAGCGCGAAAUGUACGAGAAGGCGGUGAAAACCUACGAGGUCAAUAACUGGUUAUUUUGCGAGCAUCCCCGGGUAUUACACACAAUGCCUGGCAUGUACGUCAACAUGAUCACGGGGUACAGAAUGCGGCCCGGCUAGCGAUCGGACAGCGUGCUGUCCCCAAAGGUGGCUGGCAAACGUCCAAGCAUCUCCAAAGGCAUUUUAAAGAAGCGCACCUCGUCGAGCCAAUCGUCCAGUAGCGGUCAAGGAGCAGGCGAAUCUC